Messenger RNA from Sander lucioperca (pikeperch), 1188 nucleotides. Its product is annotated as protein AMBP-like. NCBI's taxonomy places the organism in Eukaryota, Metazoa, Chordata, Actinopteri, Perciformes, Percidae. The transcript has 8 exons. Gene Ontology annotation, molecular function: serine-type endopeptidase inhibitor activity. The record is from RefSeq and is a predicted model, not a curated record. Gene Ontology annotation, cellular component: plasma membrane; cell surface. Bases 139 to 882 code for a protein of 247 amino acids.
UUACACAAAGACACACAACAAGAUAAAGAGACAAUCAGGACUUUGCUCUUUAGUUUUGUGGGGGUUUUGCAGUGUUGUGGGAGGGAAUUUACAAAACCCAAACAAAGUAAAUCAGUUGGACCCAGAGGGGCUGAGAGGAUGCAGAGAGCGGCGAGUCUGGUGUCUCUGCUGGUCCUGAGUGCGGCCUGGAUCCUGCAAGCGGUCCACGUGCUGUCAGAACCUCUCAUACAGGAGAACUUUGAUCUUGGCCGGUUCAUGGGGAAGUGGUAUGAGUUAGCAGUGGUUUCUACUUGUCCUCACUACAUGCAGCGCAAGAGGGGAAACCCCGUCAUUGUUGCACUGGAGCUGCAACAUGUUGCUACUGAGGGCAACUUCACAAUGACAGCCGCUACUUUCAGGAAUAGCUCAUGUAAGCAGACGUCCACAGAUUAUGGUUUGACCAAGACUCCAGGACGAUUCUUCCACCAUGUUGCAAGGUUCGGAGCAGACGUUGAUUCCUUCGUGGUUCAUUCCAAUUAUGAUGAGUAUGCAAUGAUGCUUCUGCUGAGCACAGAGAAACCCUCAGGGAUUAAAACCACCACAGUCAAGCUUUAUGGUCGAACUAUGAGUGUGAGGACCGCUGUGCUGGAUGAAUUCAAAACGGUGGUCAGACAAUAUGGAGUGACUGAUGAUGCUAUCGUCAUGAAUCAGAAUAAAGGUGACACACACACUUAUGCUGAUGUUACCUGGUCCUCCCUAAAACCAUCCCGUGAGUGUGUUCCUGGUGAGCAGAUGACAAUGCCUGUCACUACUGAGCCUCAGGUUUUUGUUCCCAAGAGGUGGGAAAAAAACACAGUGCCACCUGCGGUUUCUCCACAAGAGAAGUACACUGGUAAUGUUUAACCAGGGUGAGAGAUCAUGUGGAAUAACUGAAGAGGAGGAUUAUUGCACAAACCAGACUAUCAUGUGGUCACACUAAUGCAGAGUGUAAAAAACAUUGUUCUCAAUUGAUUAAACCAGAGCUCUUCAACAGGGGGUCCUCAGAGUUACUGCAGGGGGGCCGCCAAAUUAUUGUUAAUUUUUAAGUUAAGUUUUUUCAGUACAGAAAAAUACUUUGCAGAUCUACUGUAUAACGUGAGACUGGUGCGUCGGAGGGGGAUAAGUAGGUCAAACGUUGCAAAGAAACUCCCGCACACUGCCUAACUUGCA